UAAAGGUUCUGUCCGUCUCAAUCGAAUAUUUUUUUAAACUUAAGAAACUAGCCUUAGGAAAAAAAAGUCUUAAUACUGCAAAAAUAUAGUGGUUUCAAAAAGUGUGUCAAGUCAACUUUGAAAUAUUGCUAAAGCAUUUCAGGAAAAUAAUAUUUCAAAGUAAAUAUAACCAAGUAUAUUAAAAUAUAUUACGCAUUCAGUUGCUACCUGAGUUACGAAGAGUGGAUAUUAUCUGAUGGACAGACAAACCUCGUGUACUAAAUCAUGCGAGAAAAUAAGCUUGUGGUCCUUGGUGCCGGAGGAGUGGGAAAGACAUCAUUGGUCGUCCAGUACCUUGAGGGCUUCUUCUCAUCCACCUAUAAACCUACAGUGGAGGAUUACUACCGACAUACCAUACAAAUGCCUGAUGGAAUUUUUCACACGGUAGAAAUACUCGAUACUUCAGGAUCUCACCACUUCCCAGCCAUGAGAGAACUCAGCAUUCGGUCGGGUCGGGGGUUUGUACUGGUCUUUAGUGUUGACGAUCUCCAGUCUUUCCAUGAAACAUUACAUAUAUGGGAGCUAAUCUCGAAACUCCGAGGUCCUGAAGUACCUGUUAUCCUUGUCGGAAACAAGUCCGACCUGACUACUGAGCGGAAGGUGCAGAAAGAGAAAGCUCAACAGAUAGCAAAGGACGUAAUGAACAACUGUCAGUACAUCGAAACUAGCGCUAAAUACAAUCUGAACGUCGGAGACCUUUUUCAAGAACUAUUAUUGCAGGCCAAAGCAAGAGAACAGCCUCCGAACCCUGACCCAUCAGAGCGUCGAUAUUCAAGACGGCUGAGUCGGCGUCUUAGUUCGCUGGGGUCUCUGCCUGGGCUCAGCAUAAGAAGAAAGUCCAAUGUCUCGAGAAUCACUACGGAUGACGACCCCAAGCGGCAAGCACAGAAAUGUGUAUUGCUGUAAAAUGUAGAAUAAGGCUGACAAAUUUAAGUAUAAGAAAAUGUAAUCAAAAUAACUAGUACUUAAAAAUUAGAUGACUGUUUCAUAAAACAAAUUGAGAUAAAUGAAAUAUAUUUAAAGUUACGCUUACAUAUGUGAU
Molecule: messenger RNA, 1081 nt
Organism: Limulus polyphemus (Atlantic horseshoe crab)
Lineage: Eukaryota; Metazoa; Arthropoda; Merostomata; Xiphosura; Limulidae
Product: ras-related protein Rap-1b-like
Exons: 3
Coding region: 265-945 (226 amino acids)
Biological process (GO): signal transduction
Cellular component (GO): plasma membrane
Molecular function (GO): GTP binding; GTPase activity; GDP binding
Source: RefSeq, a predicted model, not a curated record